Molecule: messenger RNA, 1543 nt
Organism: Eriocheir sinensis (Chinese mitten crab)
Lineage: Eukaryota; Metazoa; Arthropoda; Malacostraca; Decapoda; Varunidae
Exons: 8
Coding region: 1-1092 (363 amino acids)
Source: RefSeq, a predicted model, not a curated record
AUGUCAGCGCACAACCAGGGCACACUGGUGACUUCACUGCUGUGUAACUCAGCAUGGGGUUCAGUUGUGAAUGAGGCCAGACUUGACCUGUUUGCCAGAAAGCAGAUACCAUAUGAGGCCAUCCCUCCAACCAGAGCAGCUCUGCUCCAACACACCAAACGUUCAGCAUAUCAGGCAGGUUGUAAAAUCACAUCCCCCUACGGCCUCGCAGACCUUAUCUUCUAUGUGUUCCGCGCCGCCUGUAAUGUGUUGUCAGUGUUGUGUGUACAGUCGCAAUACUCCACGUGGCGGGAGGACGCGGCCAACACACACCGCCUCAAACGUUUGCAACACCUACACCUGAACAACACGGGGAAGACAUACAGCACCACAGGAGGAGGAGGAGGAGGAGGAGGAGGAUCCGAUCUUCCCAUGGCCUAUCAGAACCCAGCAUUUUUAGGGGGGCAGGAACCCACCCCCGCCCCCCUGCCCCCCCGCCCCCUCCUCACCAGAUCACUCUCCCGCGCCUCAUCUCUGGGCUGGACCGCGGAGAUGACCCAGACUCACCCACCAGCAUCCACGGCGUCACUGCAAAUGCAAAUCCAGCCGCUGCAGGUUCGAACGGGGCUGCCUGGCUGGGACCCUUACUUAAACAGAGAAUCUACGAGUGAAUUUAAUGCUGCCACUUUCUCCCCGGCCUCUGUUGGGUUCAUGCCGCUGGUCGCAGGAGGAGGAGGAGGAGGAGGAGGAGGCCCGUCAUCCGCCACUGCAAGGAACUCCCUCGCCCACUACACUACCCCCACCUCCUCCUCCUCUUCCCCCCCCUCCCCCACCUCCUCCCCCUACACUAUCUACCACCACAACCCCCCCCACCUCCUAUACCCCCUUCCCCUCGCCCCCCUCGGCCCCCCUUCGAUAAAUGGAGGAUUGGAUUCCUUCUCCUACGCGGCUGGAACUCAAAGUCUCGACAGAAGAAGGUACGUUCGGCGGUGGCAAGGUGUUGGCGGUGGCGGCGGUGGUGGUGGUGGUGGUGUUGUUGGAGGUGCCAGUAGCAAAUCGUCGCUUGGAGGUGAGAGUGAUGAUCUACGGAGGUACAGAGACGUGGCUUUGUGAGUGAUGGUGAUGAUGAAGUGGUGGUGAUGAAGUGGUGUUGAAAAAAAGUAGUGGUGAUGAAUUGGUGAUGAAAAAACGAAUUGGUGUUGAUUUUGGUGAUGAUAAUGUGGUGGUGAUGAUGAAAUAAAGCAGUGGUGAUGAAUUGGUGAUGAAAAAAGGACACGGUGUUGAUUUUGGUGAUGAUAAUGUGGUGGUGUUGAUGAUUUAAAGCAGUGGUGAUGAAUUGGUGAUGAAAAAACGAAUUGGUGAUGAAAAAAGGAAAUGGUGUUGAUUUUGGUGAUGAUAAUGUGGUGGUGUUGAUGAUUUAAAGCAGUGGUGAUGAAUUGGUGAUGAAAAAACGAAUUGGUGAUGAAAAAAGGAAAUGGUGUUGAUUUUGGUGAUGAUAAUGUGGUGGUGUUGAUGAUUUAAAGCAGUGGUGAUGAAUUGGUGAUGAAGAAACGAAUUGGUGAUG